UCAAGAUAAAUCAUAAUUCUAAAUAAUGAAUAAUUAUAUGAUUUAUAAAAACCACGAUCAAAAAGAUAGUUUGUAAUGAACCGAACGAGAAUCAUUAAUGUUCAAUAGAUAAUUCUAUUUGUAAAAUAUUAUUUAUACGAAAUCGUUGGAGUGUGUGGAUAUUAGUACAGAGAAAAUGAUAAAUAUUUUUUUAACACAUACAAUUUUUCAUACUUCGUACGUUGAUAAAAUAUAUACAAGCGAACCUCUCCCUGUUCAUGGCCAGAUAAGGCUGGAGCGAAAAAGAUAAGGACGAGCGAAAACUAUAAAGGAUAGUUCAAUACCAUUUCCCCCGUACAACCGUAUAUUCUAUUUUUGUGUUUAUCCAACGUUUUAAAACCCUCGCGAAUUGAUUACAUUAAUAAAAGAUUGAGCGCAUCGAGUGUAUAAACAGAGAAUUACAGAACACACUCUUAUCUAAACACGAUGCAUUGCGUGAUAAAAGCCGUUUUCGACGAAACUUGUUUCAUAUGAAUCACUUGUGAUAUACAUCAGUUCUGGGAUAAUGUAAGAAGGAUCAAGUUUAUGUGAUAAAUAGCUAUCUAUUUUUAUGGUAAAUUGCAACACAAAACUGUAACAAUGGGUUCAAUAGCCUUGGAAGAAUAUGAGUUAAUGAAAGACUCUAAAUAUAGAGUCUAUGUGUCUGCUGUUGAUAAAGCUCUAAAGAGCUUUGAAUAUACCAGCGAAUGGGCAGAUUUAAUUUCUGCUCUUGGAAAAUUAAACAAGGUGUUACUAAGUCAUAUGAAGUUUCCAGUUAUUCCUAGAAGAAUUAAGAUAUCUAAAAGAUUAGCACAGUGUAUGCAUCCAGCUUUGCCAUCCGGUGUUCAUUUAAAAGCUCUAGAAACUUAUGACAUUAUUUUUAAAUGUAUGGGCACUAACAGACUGAGUCAUGAACUCUUUAUAUACAGUGCUGGUCUAUUUCCAUUGUUAGGUCAUGCUGCUAUGAAUGUAAGACCAUCCUUAUUAACAGUAUACGAAACACAUUUUGUCCCUCUUGGAGAGAGAUUGAGGCCUGGUUUAAGCGGAUUUCUGAGCGGUGUUCUUCUUGGUUUAGAAGAUGGUUCUGACCAUUUUGAUAGAACCAAUUCUUUACUUGAGAAAGUUUGCGAAGGAGUAGGUCCAGAACAUUUCUAUGCAUGUUUAUGGGAUUGUUUAGCUUCAAAUUCCGGAAUCCGGCUACCCGCUAUAUCAUUUGUAUUAGUACAUUUCAAUAAAAAACUGCCAAUGGAAGAACAGAAAUACAUAAUGGGCACAGACACUAAUAUUAUGGUAACUGCUCUUUGUGCUGGAGUACAAGACAGUUCUGUGUUAGUACAAAGAAGCGCUUUGGAUUUGCUAUUAGUUGGGUUUCCUGUACAUAAUAGUCAAUUAAUAUACAAGCAAAUGGUAUCACUAGUCACAGCUGCUCUUGUCACUAUAUUAAGAAGAGAUAUGAGUUUGAAUAGGCGAUUAUUUGCGUGGCUUCUGGGUACUGAAGUAAGCACUUCUAUUUUGAAAAGGAAAACGCAUGCAACAGUUUCAGAAAACACAGAAAAUACACCCACUUAUUUCGACAUGUAUUCAAAAGAAAUGUUGGUUGAAGCAAUAAAAUCAUUGUUGAAAACUGUAUGCGAGGAAAGUCCACAAGAUUUGAAACCAUACAGAAUAUUAGUUUCGUUGUUAGAAAAAGUAGAUAUCGGUCCAGUAAUUUUGGAUGAUAUUUUAUGUGAAGUUUUUAGGACAUUUUAUAAUGCUUGUGGACAGUCGAACAGAGUACCAAAGACGAACGAAGUGGUAAAGUCAGCAAAUUUAUUAUUUUCAACUUUGGAACCAUCUUACGUUUGGAUACAUUGCGGACAUCUGUUUGAAAAAGCUUGUCAAACUCGGGCUAGAACAAAACACGAGGUAGAGGAAGUGGUUGUAAGACCUGUGGGUAGUGGAAUGCCAAAUUUCAUGGAAGUCUGUAUAUUAACGGAAUUCUUACUCGACACGGUGUCGUUGGAUGCAUUUAUAGAUACUCCAUCGGAGCAUCUACCCGGUUUAUUUUAUGAAAUCAUCAAUAAAAUUAUGUUGCACAUCGAUAUUCUGUCUCCUAUGGAGAUUUCAAGAAGUCUUAAAUUGUGCGCUAAGAUUUUAUCGAAGGUCCAACCAACGGUGGUUUCAACUCACACAGACAAAAAUGAGUUAGAAACAAAAUUGGAUGCAACCACGAAUGGCAAUUCUGCCACAGCAUUUAGCGACAAUUCUUUGACUGCUAUCCCUUUGGAAAAGAGUCAAUCCGAUAGUAAAUUAAAUAAACCCGAUACUUCAAGCGGUUCGUUUUCCGAAAAGAGUCCGAGUCCUAGGAGAAGAGCAAACUCGGGAGGUGCUACCAAAAGAUCUGAUAAAAAGUCGAAAAAGAAAUCCAGCAAAAGUGCCUCUAAGUUGAGCGAUUCUUUGCAAGAUCAGGGCAGUAAUGUUUCGGUGGUUAUAACCCAAGAAUCUAUAGGUUUACCGAGAAAUAAGAGCAUGGAUGACAUAAAAACUGAAUGUAUAGAAGGAAACAGUACUAGUUCACCAUCUAAGGAUCAAUUAAUUACGUUGAAGCAAACAAGUAAAAAUAGUCCCAUGGGUUCCACAGGAUCUCUGGGUAGAGGUCCGUCUCCGGCGUUUCAAGCACAACAUACGAUGUUAGAAAAAUGUUUAAGGCAAUACGAAACCUUUUAUGUUAAACUAAUUAGUAACAGAGUGUUGAGCAAAGAGAGAAUGGUACACGAUAUGUUUGAUAGUUUACUGAUAUCGUGUCCAAGGGAGAGUUUCGACGAAAGAAUGCGAUAUUUAGAACUCCUGUUAAACUCUAGAUUAAAUAUGGAAGAUUCUGGUUUCUUCAGUCAAGAUGUAUCUGUGACAGAAGAUAACAAACACUUGGAUAUCCUUCAUUUGUAUAUCGAUUCUGUAUCACCAACCGAAUGGGAGGAACCUAUAAGAAUUGCGUCUAGUUUGUUCGUUGAACUCUCUACGUUUCCCAAGUAUUUUCUUCCUGGCGAUGGAAUGUUCGUAGAAGAAGAGCCAAAAGGAAAUAUGGUUCUUCCAGAGUGGUUAAAAGUUUUAGUAGUUUGUAGCUGUUGGUUGGGAAAGCAACCUGCUCUACAACUGACCAGUAUUGCUACAUUGUUGGAUUUAACGGCAUUACUGAAAGCUCACAGCGAUAUUGACACCCAUACAAAGAGUGGAGAGGGCGUCACAUCUGUAAUUAUGGUACCAUUAUUGAAACAGUGGCAUAUAAUUUACUUGAUGCAAUAUACCAAUGUGUUUCAGGUACUGGCGCAUUCUUUGUGGUAUCAUCUAGGUGAAUUACCCGCUCACAAAUAUAGAAUGCGUUGCGUUGAAUUGUUACACGAAUUACAUCACGCUUUGCAUAAUUCUUGUGAUGCAGUCGAAGAUGUAAUAGGAGCAGCGCUCACAUCAGAAAAUAUAGAGAAAAGAAUAGAAGCGUUUAAUAGAUUUUCGACCCUGUGGCAUCUAGGACGAGAAAUUGAAACGAACCCUAGGUUACGAGGCUGUUUGAAAUCUUUCGAUCAGUCAUUGUUGAAAAUAUUGGAUAAUCUACAACUCUGCGAUAAUUCUCCUUUAAAGCUUCACGCUCAGUCAUGGCUUCUUCACUCUUUAAUGCGAGGCGAUAUUUCACGGAUAGUGGACCCGUUAUUAAUAAUACUAUUGGAUCCAUCUACUUGCCGCAUGAGCGUACUUCAUGUCAGUAUACAGCACAGUAAUACUGUUUUGACAAAGAACGAUCCCAUAGAAGAAAAAUCUGAGAUACAAGAUGACACCGAAGGAGCGGCAAAAAUAUACGCGAUCAGCUCCGUAGAUGGAAACGUGAUAUAUCACGUUAGCGAUAGCGUGGAUGAGGAUAAAAAAUGGCGAAAGGGCAAAAAAAAGAAAAAAACCAUAAAUCCAGUAAAAGUGAAGAGAAUAUUUGCCGUGACAACACUGGCAGCUGGUGAAAAUUGCAAUCAGUAUGUGACCGAGAAGAAUCAGUUUAUGAAAGAACUGGAAGUGCCACCUAGCAUAUCGGGUAAUCGAAAGAUAUCCGUAUUCGUCAAUCCACUGUCAUUAAAUUGCAACGAGAAUUCCAACGAUUCCUUAACAGAGGAUGAUUCGUUGCCUAGCGUGAAGAAGGCAAAUUUAACGACAGAGUUGUUGAAAAAUGCAACAAGAUUUAAGAAGAUGGAUUUUGAUAAAGGUUCAACGGCUAGUUUGGAUGAGAGUCUCUUCGAGUCGGCAAAUUCUAGUUUAAAAACGAAGGAUAAAAAUGGAUUCAAGAAAUUAAACGGAGAAGUUGGCUCGUCGUUGGAUUCUAUUACCAAUAGCUUCGAUUCUAGUAGUCCUGAAAUAACUAAUAAACAAACGAAAGCGAAAAAAGAAGCCGUUGUAAUGCCAGGCAGUUCUAGAGAAGUAGCUGGGACUAUCAUUAAGGGUAAAUAUCACAGUACAAAUGAAUUUACAACAAAUUACGAUGUACACGAUGUUGGAAGCUUUGAGGCAAGUGUCGAAGUACCUAGUUGGACAAUGGAUGACGAUGAAGCUGACUUGGAUGUUAGUACAACCGCUGAAGAAUACUUUAGCAACUCUGGUUGCAACAGUAUAGUGGAAGAAAUUUUAAAUGACGUUCUUGAUCGUGUAAUGCAAUUAUGCGACAUCACUGAACCAUCGAAAAACGAUGACGAGAGUACAUACCAGAAUACAAAAUCUGGUCGUAAUUUUGGAAUCGGAGUACAUAAUCUUCAUUCACAUAUGCUACUUUAUUGUGGAGUUUACGACUCGAUUAGAACGCUUUAUGCAUUACGUACACUUCGUAAUGAAUUAUUAACCAACACUAGAAUGUUUUUGUGCUGUGCCGCGACCACUAGUGUGUCUAAUACAACAAAAAAUACAACGUUGUUAAAUUUACUAGCGAGACACCGAAAAAGUGUGUUUGGUAGAAACUUCCAUGGGGAUAUAGCUAAUACAGAAUUCAUAGCAGCUUAUAGAAGUAGUAUGUACUUAGAAGUUUUAAUUAGCGUGUGCCUUUAUUUCGCAAGAAGUUAUUAUCCUAAUCUUGGACAGAUGAGGCUAACGCAUGAAGAAAUCGCCGGGAAUCGACAAGUGCAACUUGCAAGCGCAGAGCUAUUAACGCUUAUAUUCUCCGAGUUAAUUCCCAUCGUUCGUGAUUCAGGAAAAGGUUUCAGUUGUUACAUAGUCGAUCUACUUGCUAAAUGUAAAGUACAAAAGGUUGCGUUGCACUGUCUUGUGUCUAGCGUAAUGAAUAUGAAAAAUGCGCAUAAGGAAAGCGAAGAAGUAUUUACAUUUACCGAAGAGAUUAUUUUGUUCAAUGAUCCAAUGAUGGAUAAUGAUACUAAUAAAUGCAGGUACAGAGCUAGCGAUCACACGGAAGCUUUUCAAAUACAAUUACUACGACUAUUAUUAGCUUUAAUCAUGUUGGAACAUCAAUGUGGUAGUCAAAAAGGUGAGGAACUAUGCCCGCCAAUUAUAUCGACACCGAGUACUCCAACACGAACUGUUCCAAAUAUUAUGGGAAAUAGCUUAAAAUACAUACCCGGUGCAGCAAUUCCACAACAACCAAUGUUUCUCGCUAGCAUACUAAGUGCAUUACAAUUGGACCACAUGAGGCAUUUGCAUCAACAUUGGACAACUCUUGUUACAUCGAGUCUUCCGUUUAUGGGAUCUUCGUUAACUUCGAUAGUAACGUCAGUCAUUCACCAACUGUGUUGCAACAUUGAACAUUUGGCGUCGUACUAUAUUAACGAGGAAACAAUAACGGCAACAAAGUUACAGGAUAUCAGUACAGUUGAAUGUUGUCUUCCUGCGGAUUAUACAGUUACACAUUUAGAAGCUUUAACAUUUUUACUUCAUUACUGCUUAUUGGAUACAUCACAGCAGAUGGGGUUUUCCUUUAAUCAGCCCUUGAGUGGUACAAUUCAGACUGGAAUUCCUGGGGCAAAUCCAGGACAGAUAUUUAAUAAUCUUAUUCAUGUAUUUAUGCCGAGUCCUCUAUCUCCAGAUCUCACUACGUCAAAAGAUAAAAGUGGCCCGAGUGAAUUACAGCAGCACGCUAGAAGAACCGCUUUGAGUCAUCUACCGAGAAUAAUCGCAUCUCUGUCUACUCUUUGGCAAGCAGUCUUAGCAACAAAAGACAACGAUCAAGCCAGUUGUGUGGUUGGUAGUCCAAGAAUAGUGAAACAUCAGCUUUUAGAACUUCUGUCUCCUAUAUCUUUCCAUCAUGGAGUAAACUUCUUGGCCGCGAUUGCUGUUGCUUGGCACGAAAGGCGACAAUCCUGUAGUACUUCUAAGAAGGUACUUCCGGAAGCUUGUCCGAAUCAACAAGUGAUGGUUGAUUUAGUGAGCGCAAUUCGUGUAAUGCCUAUUGAUACUUUAGUCCAAACCGUGCAUCAGGUUGUAAAAAACCCUCCACCGAUUCAUGGUGUGAAACAAGACUUUUCGUUAGAAGUUUCUGUGUUAGAGUUGCUUUAUGUCUACAUGCAAAGUAACACGUCUCAAUCUCUUAUCGAAUCGUGGGCGUCUUUGCUGGGUUUGCUCAAAGAUGGGCUAUCCUUAACUGCACCGGCUCAAUUUCUGUUACUAGCAAUUUUAAAUGAAUACGUACAAAAAUGUCCCCCUAUGCAAGAGAAAAAAGAUAUAAGAGAUCUACAAGAUGUAUCGGCAAAGUUAGUUGAAUCGUGUUCGCAAAUAGCCGGAUCAUGUUUAGAACAAACAACAUGGCUAAGAAGAAACUUAGCAGUAAGAGAAGAUGCGUUUGAAGUGGUCGAAGGAUCUUCGGAAGUAACACCCGGUACACCACCUAAUGCAGCAUAUAGUGUUCAAGCUCAGGCAGUGUUAGCAGAAAUAUUAGCACCUUUAUUGGAUGUUAGUUAUGGUUCCCAAGAAAAAGAACGCGUAGUAACACUAUUAACCAAUCUCAUGUAUAAUGUCACACCAUAUCUUAAAAAUCACUCGACAAAGAACAUUGCCUCUUUUACGGCUUGCUCCCAAUUAUUGAGUUCCUUAUCAGGCUAUCAGUACACGAGAAAAGCAUGGCGCAAGGAUGUAUUGGAUCUUUUGUUAGAUUCUGCCUUUUUCCAAAUGACGCCAGCGUGUUUACCAUAUUGGAGGACUAUAAUAGAUAAUUUAAUGACACACGACAAUACAACGUUUCGAGAUUUAAUGAAUCGCGUUUCCAUGGCUCAGAGUAGCAGCAUCAGUAUAUUUUCCUCGAAGGAACAGGAGUAUGAGCAGAAAGCUCAACUUCUGAAAAGAUUAGCAUACGUCAUACUUUGCAGUGAAAUGGAUCAGUAUCAUAAAUAUAUGCCUGAAAUUCAGGAACGGUUAGCAGAUAGUUUGCGAUUACCACAAGUUAUUCCAUCGAUUCAGGCACAAGUCUUUCUUUGUUUUCGAGUGUUACUUUUAAGAAUGUCACCGCAACAUGCUACUUCCUUAUGGCCCGUAAUAGUCAGCGAACUUGUUCAGGUCUUCCUAUAUAUUGAACAAGAAUUGAACACUGAUAGUGAAGAAUUUAGUCGUCAUGGCAGUUCACACAUAAAACUACUCUCAGCUUUGGAUUCAUCAUGGGCUGUAAAUGCUAGUAAUGGACUUCAAGCACAUGGUCAUCCUCACUGGUUACAGCUGCAACUUGCAGCUGCUAAAUUGUUAGAUUUAGCAUUACUCUUACCUGCUCACAGGCUUCCUCAGUUUCAGAUGUAUAGAUGGGCAUUUGUAGGAGAUUCAGCAGCAGGAUGUAUGGAAAAUAACAAUCUGUCUUCUGACUUUGUACCGCAUAUUACAAGAAUAGCAAAAUUGAUGGACAGCAAGUAUAAACAAGAACCAAAUCCUGUAAAAGCCACAGCCGGUGAACUACUCUUAACAUCUAAUAAUAUUCGUUCAUUGCAAGAUUUGCAUUAUUUUUUUACAACACUUAGUCGCAGAUCAAGUGACACUCAGGCACCAUUAAACAUCACACAGUUGGAAACCGUGAUAGAGCAAGAUUUUCUUGAAAAGAUGCCAGCUGCAAGGUAGUAGGGAUACAUUUUCAACAAUGUAGCAAAACAACUCUUACAGGAGAAAGAUGGAAGAAGCAUUUGAACACCUUUAUUCUUUGAUAUCUUUUUAAUGCACUAAUAUAAACGUUAAUUACAUAAGAUGAAUCGAAAUGAAACCUGAUUGUAUUAAGAAAAGAGCAGUUAGCUCAUUUAUUCACUUCUAUACGGUUUUAUUAUAAACUUGUACAUCGCAUAUUAAGUAACGUAGAACAUGUAAUAUAUAGAAAUAUUCAGAUCGAUAUUUGAUUUUUAUUAGCUAAGCUUCUAACUUGUCUCCUCAUUCGGUUGUGAAUAGUUAUCAAAAGAUACAAUAUGCCAGGCUGGAGCCUAGCUGAAUUAUAUCUGUAGAAAAUAUGUACAGUGUAAUAUAACUUUUUAUUGCAAUGUUAUUCUUUCAA
Molecule: messenger RNA, 8488 nt
Organism: Osmia lignaria (orchard mason bee)
Lineage: Eukaryota; Metazoa; Arthropoda; Insecta; Hymenoptera; Megachilidae
Product: protein DOP1 homolog
Biological process (GO): Golgi to endosome transport
Cellular component (GO): trans-Golgi network; endosome
Source: RefSeq, a predicted model, not a curated record